Molecule: messenger RNA, 966 nt
Organism: Hirundo rustica (Barn swallow)
Lineage: Eukaryota; Metazoa; Chordata; Aves; Passeriformes; Hirundinidae
Product: E3 ubiquitin-protein ligase RNF113A-like
Exons: 1
Coding region: 1-966 (321 amino acids)
Biological process (GO): snoRNA splicing
Cellular component (GO): U2-type spliceosomal complex
Molecular function (GO): metal ion binding
Source: RefSeq, a predicted model, not a curated record
AUGGCGGAGGAGAGCAACGUCUGCAGUUUUGUGUUCAAGAAGCGGGCCCGAGCCGCGGGCAGCGGCCGGCGAGAACGGCCUGGCAGUGACCAGGAGCGGGAGAGCAGUGGGGAGGAGGGCAGCAGCGUGGUGCGGAAGAAGCCACGGCGGGACACCCCCAACCCCAUGGUCCAGAAGACCAGGCGCUGCACGAGGGAGAGGCUGGAACAUGUGCUGAGCAGCAGUAGUGAGGAUGAGGAUCCUGCCAAGGAGAUCAGGGUAACCUACAAAUCGACCAGGUUGGCGAAACCUGUUGGCCAUGCAGACAUGGGAGCCACAGCAGUGUGUGAAUUGGACACAGAGAAGGAGAAGGAUGCCCAGGCGAUCUUUGAGCGCAGCCAGAAAAUCCAGGAGGAGCUGAGAGGAAAGGAAGAUGAUAAAAUUUACCGUGGCAUUAACAACUACCGGAAGUAUAUGAAGCCCAAGGACACAUCGAUGGGAAACGCCUCUUCAGGAAUGGUCAGGAGAGGCCCCAUCAGUGCUCCGGACCACCUGCGGGCCACGGUCCGCUGGGAUUACCAGCCCGACAUCUGCAAGGACUACAAAGAGACUGGGUUCUGCGGCUUCGGGGACAGCUGCAAAUUCCUGCAUGACCGCUCGGACUACAAGCACGGCUGGCAGAUCGAGCGGGAGCUGGACGAAGGCCGCUAUGGCAUCGACGAUGAUGAAGACUACAAGGUGAGCAGUGAUGAGGAGGACAUGCCUUUCAAAUGCUUCAUCUGCAGAGGUUCCUUCAAGAACCCUGUGGUCACCAAGUGUCGGCACUACUUCUGUGAGAGCUGUGCCCUCCAGCACUAUCGCAAAUCCCAGCGCUGCUACGUCUGUGACAAGCAAACCAAUGGGGUCUUCAACCCUGCAAAAGAGCUCAUGGCAAAAUUGGAAAAACACAAAGGGGAGGAAGAAGAGAAGCAGCAGUCAGACCAUUAA